AUGUCUAUUGUCCAAGUCCUUCCAAUUCCUGCAUGUUUCUCCCUCAUUGGCUACACUAUACUGACUCAAGGCGACGGAAAAAAAGCCCUCCAAAAGCCCUUGCUAUCACCCGAUGGGAAAUAUCUCGCAGUCAUUGCAGCGGAUGAGCAGAUCCACAUCAUCAAUCUCGCAGAAGCUGUCCAUCGGCACGCAAUCAGCAAGACGAUCAAAUUACCGAAGUCGAUACGGACAUUCUUGAAAGAAUGCAAUAUAUUACGCUGGUCGCCGGAGACGGUGUAUGAACUGGUCGAGGACGCAGAAGGCUUGUCCAACACGACAUCAACGUUGACACCGACGUCAGACCACGAACCAGAAACGACAUGGAUCUUGAUAAGCAACGGCGGCCGACUGGUGGCCUUGCGCACCGACCUCCCCAAGUCCAAGUCCAACUCCAGAUCUCUCUCGAAGCCCAGAUCCAACAUUCUCGCCGACUACGAACUAGGCAACCAGUACGGCAAAGCCACUCUCGUGGAAUAUGUCUUCAACCACCGCCACGCGCUGGUGCUGUUCGAGUUCGGCACGACGGCCGCGAUUCUCAGCCUGACCAAACCGGAGCGCGACGAGAUCGCACAUGUGAAAUUCGCCGACGCGCGAAGUUUCGCUGCAGCUCCGGACAUGCGAUAUUUUGCGUUACUCCGACGCGAUAGGGGCCAGGACCGAGUCACUGUGUUCGAAAUGGACGACGGCGACGACAACAGCACAGCCGACACCACGAACAAGCACAAGAUUACUUACAAAACCAAGGACAAGAUCACUUACAAAUCCUUCGACGUGGAUACCUCAGACGCGCAGAGCGUGACGUGGUGUCCGGAUGGAAGCCCGGUGCUGGCGAUCUGCGAUUCUCCAGCGUAUGGGACGAGAGUAUGUUUCUUCACGGCUCAAGGUCACGCGCUGAAACAGCUGAAUAUCUCGACGGGAACGUUCACUUCCAUCCACAUCAACAGCCCCACUCCUCCCCCUCCCAAGGACGGACUGGAACCAUUGAAGGUAGAAGGUGUCGGUGUGAUGUUUUGGAAAUGGACUAAGUCAUGCAUCGUUGGCCGGACCAAACGAACCAUCCAGACUGUCGCGGACGGUCAGAAGCGAGUUGUCAUCCGAUCCUUGGACACGACCACCGGCAUGGCGACGCAAAUGCUCGCCCAAUUCACCCAUCCUGACCUGAUUGAUGGCUCUAGUGCAUUUGUAUGGCAGGAAGUUUUGGGUACGGCAGCGUCCGCAAUGGCGCCGCCGACCUUCAAGCGACAUAUGGGCACAUUCGAAGUCACAGACUCGCAUUCCAAUUCCCACUUUCAAACACACAGCACAGCGCAGACUCAGUCGAGAGAAGUCCACGCCCGAAGAGAAAAUGAUAAGGACAAGGAAAAAGAAAAGGAAAAGGAAAAGGAACACCAUGUCGACACCAUCGCAGUCAACUCGGAUCAGACUAUGGCGGCUACACGUCUUCGCUCUGCGCCUCGCACUCUGUUUCUCUGGAGGCUGGACAGCCGACAAGCCCAGCAAGCGCACCCACAUACCGUUCUUAUCUUCAGCAACGCGGUCCGUCAGACUCUAUGGCACCCAUGGCUGCCGAAUGUGCUUUUGAUCGUGACGACGAGCAGAUCUCCGCGCGUGUAUGUGUGGUUCACGGAGACUGUUGCUCCGGUCAGUGGCCUCGUUCCACUAGAUACGACGCCGACUGCGACUCCGACUCCGAGCAGGUCGUCGACAAAUUUCACGGCCGCUUGGCUACCGCAGUGCAGUACUAGUAUCGAUAUCGACACCCACAGGCAUGAUAGUCGUGAUGCCGAUGACAACACCAACGACACCUCAAACAGUUUCCACCACAGCAACGACAACAACCACAACCAUAACAAGCAAUGUCCAAUCCUCAUUUCUUCAUCCACAGCCUUCGAAGCCGGAGCCCUUCUAUCAACUACCGACAAUCAACUCUUUUUCGAAAGCAUUCUCAAUCGCCCAGAUGGACCUGACACUUCUCCCACCGUCUCCUCACCGUCUCGUUCGGAUGUGUUUCAAGCUUUCGGGAAGCGUGACGAUACCGAGACGACAGAUGUGAUGAUGAUCGACACGCCCAGCCGUCUUCCACAUAUUCGACCGAGGUAA
This is a messenger RNA of Capronia coronata CBS 617.96, 2139 nucleotides long. RefSeq lists its product as uncharacterized. Gene Ontology annotation, cellular component: mitotic spindle; microtubule organizing center; MWP complex. The record is from RefSeq and is a predicted model, not a curated record. Lineage: Eukaryota; Fungi; Ascomycota; Eurotiomycetes; Chaetothyriales; Herpotrichiellaceae. The transcript is spliced from 2 exons. Gene Ontology annotation, biological process: mitotic sister chromatid segregation; protein localization to mitotic spindle pole body; microtubule anchoring at mitotic spindle pole body. The coding region runs from base 1 to 2139 and encodes 712 amino acids.